UACUGAACGCAUACACUCAUUCAUGUGUUUUAAAAUAAUUCACUAAAAGUAUUUUAAAAUCAAAGACUUAAAAUUUGCAAAUUUCUGAACUUAAAUACAAGGCAUUUUACGCGGGAAAAUGACGACAAAUGGCAAAGGGCUCCAUAACGGUGACACAGUGUCAAUAGAAGUUAAUAAGCGGGCGCAAGGGUUUGUGGCUAGAAUGGCAAGGAACUACCUAAGAGCAGUAAAGGACAGUCAGGAGCGAUCGACAGUGUCCGCUACUAAGUCUGGUCUGCCCAGACUGGAGUCAUUAGAGAGAGUGUCUCACAUUCCCAUAGUGGAGUCUGGCAUAGGUGUUACAGAAAAGAUUUAUUCAAGAAUACGGGAGUCAAACGCCCUUAUCCGCUGGUACUUCACCCUGGGUGAAAAAUCCCUAGGCAUCGGAGUUCAACUCGCGUUACCAGCUGUCCAACUGCUAGAGACUCCCAUCCACCAGCUGGAUAGAUUUCUCUGCAAAAGUCUUGAUGUUGUCGAAAAACAAAUACCCUCCAUAUAUCUACCACCUCAGGCCAUGUAUACAGAAACUCGUCGAUUCGUCAUACGACGCGCAGAUUCCGUCAAGCAGCUUGGUACAGCGGUGCUUGACUCCAGGGUGACAGCGGUCACUGCUACAGCCCUGGAUCGGGCUCUGACCACAGCUGACAAGUAUGUGGACAAGUACUUGCCACCUGAUCAACAGGAUGCUUCUGAUGUAGUGGUGAUCAUAGUGACAAGCGCGGAGUCUGUAGAGAGCGGCGACGGAUCUGGGCGGGCGAGGGCGGAGCAGGCUUUGCAGCAUGGCGCCAGAUUCGGGAGGAAACUGCAGCGACGACUUACCAGACAGGCUCUGGCAGAAGCCAAGGCUAUUAAGGAGCAGAUUCAUGUGCUGGUGUAUGUCGCUGAAUUGGUCGCCAAGGACCCAGCACUAGCCUGGAAAAAGGCUAAAGAGUUGUACGCUUCCCUCUCAAAAUCAGAACCGGAGAACCAAGCCAGGCCAGCCACCUUGGAAGAACUAGUGGUCCUUCUUGCCAGAGAAACCGCUCGGAAGGUGGUCCACCUGAUCAAUUACACACAUUCCGAUCUUCCAAAGAAUGUCCGCCAAGGUCUAUCAGUGGUAACUACUCACUUGUCAGCCGCCGCUGAUGCUCUUUUAAAGAAAACGCUCGUCGAAAACGCAAUCACUGAGGUGAAGAGUUGGAGCACCAAACUGACAACCCUUUUACAACAGCUACAGGAUUCUUCUAAAUCGUACCUUGAGCACUUGGCUAUGUUUUUGGCUGGCAAUGAAGAGCGAGAGAAAAUUACACCGCGCUCUGUGUUUCAGCAACGCGACGACUUGGCGGCAUUCAACGGUGUUAACUAGCGACAUGGGCAGCCAUUUUAUUGAAUUGACAUUAGUUUAUAUUCGUAAUUAUUGUUACCAAUUUGAUAUUGAAAUAUAUAAUCACCAAACCGAUUUCUUCAAUGGAAAUAAGUUAUAUCUUUAUUUAAUUUGAUUUAUUUUAUAAAAUUGUUAUGUAGUGUUAUGUUUGUUUUCUAAUGUAUUUUGAUUUAUUAUAACGAAUGUCCAAUUUUACAAAGUAAUUCCAAACUUCACUUUUUAUUAUUAUGUAAAAUACAAGUAAAGUAUAUUAUAUCCCAUCUGCUUUACCUAUUUAUUAUCUACUUUAGCCUAUUUUCGUAUUGCGAUAACAUAUUAUAAAGUUCGUAAGUAAAAUUUAAUUAUAUUAUUUUUAUUAAAAA
Molecule: messenger RNA, 1764 nt
Organism: Pieris brassicae (large cabbage white)
Lineage: Eukaryota; Metazoa; Arthropoda; Insecta; Lepidoptera; Pieridae
Gene: Lsd-1
Product: lipid storage droplets surface-binding protein 1
Exons: 9
Coding region: 119-1384 (421 amino acids)
Biological process (GO): positive regulation of triglyceride storage; lipid storage
Cellular component (GO): cytosol; lipid droplet
Source: RefSeq, a predicted model, not a curated record